AAUCUUUGCUAUAUUUUUAUUAUUGUGCUUUGAAGAAAUCAUGGAAGGAUCAUCAAGCUCUAACAUAAUGGAUAAUCAAAGGUUGCCACAACAUGAAAAUGUGACUAAUGUCUCUUUGCCUGCUGCUGAAUAUGAAGUCCCAAAUCCUCAUGAAGAUGAUCUAAUUCUAGAUCGUGAGACUAGAAUACGUUUACAAAAUCGAGGAUACUCCAAAACCUAUCGGAAGAGAAAGAAUUGUCUCAUCGAAAAUCUGGAAGAAAAACAAAAUAUACUAGCUGAUAUAAUAGGUAAAGAAAUUUCAAUAACUAAGGUUUACACAAACUUUAAUUCUGUUCAUAAGUCUGAAGUUAACACUAUGGAAGAAACAUUAUCUCAAGUCAAUUUAAAUGGGGAGGUUCUAAAUGUUGAGAUGGAUACAAUAACCAAUAAAUUGGAGCAGAUGAAAUUAUCCAAGAAGGCAACUGAAGUAGAGUUCAUCAGGAAGAAGAAUGGAGGCAAAUGAAAUGCAUCUUAAUGUAGCAGUUUGUAUAUAAAUAUUAUGAUAUAAAUAUAAAUAAGGAUUCAGAUAUUAUGUAAAUUAUUAAAUAAUAUAAUAAAAGUCUCUGUCAUUAUGAAUAUUUAUAGAUUCAUAUGGAAAUAUGAGAUAAUAAAUUUAUAACCUUCAUAAAUGAUCUUGAUUCGUGAAAUAACUUAAAAGUAAAAUCAUUGACAACAGUUAUUCCAUAAAGAUACUUUUGUUAAAGUA
Molecule: messenger RNA, 745 nt
Organism: Lathyrus oleraceus (garden pea)
Lineage: Eukaryota; Viridiplantae; Streptophyta; Magnoliopsida; Fabales; Fabaceae
Exons: 5
Coding region: 41-502 (153 amino acids)
Source: RefSeq, a predicted model, not a curated record